AUGAAUGAUUAUUACUUUUGUGUGGUGAUUGAUCUACUACUAUUGUCAUCGAUCUUGAGUUCAGUCUCUGUCAAUGUGAGAACUAAGAGAACAUUGAACUUAGUACCACUUGAAAUACCAACUCAGCAAAUUUAA
Molecule: messenger RNA, 135 nt
Organism: Heterostelium album PN500
Lineage: Eukaryota; Evosea; Eumycetozoa; Acytosteliales; Acytosteliaceae
Exons: 2
Coding region: 1-135 (44 amino acids)
Source: RefSeq, a predicted model, not a curated record